AUGACAGACUCUCUAAAAAUCAAAGCAAACAAGGAAUAUAAGGUAGCAAGAAAAACAAUUUUGAUCUUAAUCAAUGCUCUAUUUGACCUACAGAAGCUAAGUUUAAAUUCAAAUCCUGAUCCGGCACUGCUAAAAGAAUACAGGCAGAGAUGCUUCUCAUUGAUAAGCAGAAUUUAUUCUCAAUUAUUAAAACACACGUCCUAUCCAAAUGAAGCCGAAGAAUUGUACAAAUUUCUUUUAUCAAUUAACCAACAAACUGGAGACAUUAUAAAACGUAUUGGUACAGGCAAUAAAAAAAUUAUAUCAGACGAGUGUUUUUGCCGAGAAGAUAAAUGUGCCGCAUCUGUUUGCUCUAGGAAAUGUCAGAAGGCAUGCGCCGUUAAACCUAGACUAACGAAAUAUGUCUGCAGUGGAAAUAAUAAAUCAGUCGACAUUGAUCACAUUUGCGAUGGCUUUAAUAACUGUCCAAUGAAGGACGACGAACAAGAUUGUAGGCAAGAUAUAUGCCGAAGCUAUCACUUGGCUAUUUUACGUCUUAAAGUGGAAAAAGUCGGUUCAAAACAAAAAGGGACAGCAAUGGGAGAAGUUCUUUCAACGUGGAAGGCAAAGGUCAUAAGUACGUUAAAAGUUGCAGAGAGGACUGGAAAGCCGACCCCAAAAAUUAUUAAGGAUAUUAUAAAAGAUAUUCUGCGCGAUCUAGUGGUGACAUACGGUUCCGUCGAAGAAUAUAGGAGGAAAGACAAUCACUACGCCCUCCAAGAAUUUUCUGAUAUUGCCAAAAGUAUACAGGACGCAGUGCGCUCUUGCGGCAGAUAA
Messenger RNA from Leptosia nina, 816 nucleotides. NCBI's taxonomy places the organism in Eukaryota, Metazoa, Arthropoda, Insecta, Lepidoptera, Pieridae. The record is from the annotation of a GenBank genome assembly.